This is a messenger RNA of Mercurialis annua (annual mercury), 2161 nucleotides long. RefSeq names its product receptor-like protein kinase FERONIA. Lineage: Eukaryota; Viridiplantae; Streptophyta; Magnoliopsida; Malpighiales; Euphorbiaceae. Gene Ontology annotation, molecular function: protein kinase activity. The coding region runs from base 111 to 1601 and encodes 496 amino acids. The record is from RefSeq and is a predicted model, not a curated record. The transcript has 2 exons.
CGGUAGACAUCUUUUUAAUUUAUGGCCUAUAUGCACCACAUAUUAUUUUCAUGUAUACAAACAUAAUAUCUUGAAGCCAUUUCAGAUUGAUCAACCGUGUUAUUUCUUCAAUGAAUUCUUGUUAUGGUUCAUUCCUAAUCAUAAUAUACCUGUAUUUCCUACUAAAUAUCUUAAACUGUUCAUCCACAAAUACUUCUUUAACUUCUUUAUUGGAUAAAGUUGUGCUGGAUUGCGGAUCGUCCGAGUCUUCAUCUUUCAAUGGUAAGUAUUGGAUUGGUGAUGUAGGCUCAAGGUUUAUUCCUGCAGAUUCUGACAAAACACAAAUUUUUGAAUCUUCAACUCCAAUUAACCAAGAUGUUCCAAAGAUUCCAUACUCAACCGCACGGAUCUUUCGUUCUGGUUUUACUUAUGUAUUCCCUUUUCAUCCUGGCUACAAGUUCAUCCGCCUCCUUUUCUAUCAGUCCUCUUACUCGGGUCUAGGUAGCGACGCCUACUUCUCGGUUGUCUCGUGCAACUACACUCUCCUAAACAAUUUUAGCCCUUCUCUCGUUGCUAGUACUUCAAAAUUAGAUUAUUUCACUAAAGAAUUUGUCAUUAACUUGAAGGAUAGCCUGUUGAACAUCACUAUUAUCCCAUCUUCUAAAGCUUAUGCAUUUAUCAAUGGAAUAGAAAUUUACAGUCUUCCUUCCAAUUUCCAAGACUAUGCUGUUCAUGACAAUGAUCCAGCCUUUCAAAUGAUGCAUAGAGUGAAUGUGGGCGGCCGUGUUUUCCAUGAAACGAUCUGGCAGGAUGACUCUAGCUAUAUUUUGGGCUCUAUGAGCGGCACUAUUAUUCAUACGCCUGAGAUUACAAAGGAUUCUUGGAACAUGUCAGAGUAUGUUGCUCCCAUAUUAUUAUCUUCGUCGGCUCGAACCAUGGAUAGCGAUGAUGCCAUUAACAUGAGCUAUAACGUCACUUGGACAUUUGGUAUCGAUCCGGGUUUUAAAUAUUUGGUUAGGCUUCAUUUUUGCGAGAUUUUGAAUGAGGUAACAGAAGCGAAUCAGAGGGUUUUCACAGUUUUUAUUAAUAACAAGACGGUAGAGAAGAGCUUGGAUGUAAUUGCAUUGGCCGGAGCACCAUUAGUUGCAAUUUACAGAGACUACACUGUAAUGGUUCCACAAGGGACAGGAGACAAUCAAGAUCUGUGGCUAGCCUUGCAUCCCAAUGCGGAGUCAGAAUCCAAGUUCCAGAAUGCUAUUCUGAACGGCGUUGAGAUUAUGAAACUUAGUGAUGAAUAUAACAAUCUUGCACCUUAUUUUCAACCAAAAAUGGGAAGAUCAAGAAAAAAGAAGGUUCCACUUAGCAUCAUUCUUGGAAGCAUUUUAGGUUGUCUUGGGGGCCUUUUUAUGUGUUUUUUCUUUGCAUGCCGGUGGUUUAAAAUUUACCAUAGACAAACAAACUCAAAAAACCAAGUGAUUGGACAAUUUUGGAACUGCCGCAAAUUCACUCUGGCUGAUAUGAGAGCAGCCACUAACAAUUUUGAUGAAGCUUUAGUGAUCGGUGUCGGUGGUUUCGGCAAAGUUUACAAGGGCGUGAUAGACGGAGGAGCCACUGAUAGGUAAAAUGAAGCAAUGCGAAGUGUUUUGGGCUUAAAGAAUGAAGAAAUCAAGUAUCGGAAUAGGAGCGAGUUGAAAGAGCGAAGAAACGAGCAAGAUAUGGCGUUUAAAGGAGGGGCUCGAUCGAGCCCUUCACUUAUGAACGAAGGCUCGAUCGAGCCCUAUGAACAAAGCUGUCCAGAAGUUUCUUCAAGGCAUAAGGCUCGAUCGAGCCCUCACUCUUAAGUGGAUGGCUCGAUCGAGCCCCUUAAAAAGAAGCUCAGAAUUUGAAUUUCGAGACAAGACAAAACUCAAGGGCUCAAUUUCUAUUUUAGGCCCAACACUCCUUAGAAGGGUGUCCUUUGUUUACCUCAUUUGUAACCCAUAUAAAUAGCACAUUAUCUUUUUUAGGGUACAACAAGUUGUAGACAUUUUGAUUUAUUCUCUAGUUUUUACCUUUUUUAGAUUAGCCAUCUUCUCCUUGGAGAUUCCUCCAUUGUUGGAGCUUGAUGCAAGUUUUAUUUGCUUUAUGAUAACAAGAUCUUCAUUUUUAUUACAAGCUACUUAUUGUGAAUCUUCAUUAUCUU